CGGGGGCUUCACGCGAGCCCCGCACACCGCAUCUUCCUCGGCGGAACGUGCGCAGCCCUCGCGCGCUGUCACGCACAGCGAAAACCGACGUUCCAACCCCCGGCGUAGACCCUCGAGUCCCCGCAGAGGCGCGGGGAGGUGUUUUCGGCUGAGUUGCGCGAUUUUAACGAAGUGCACGCUUGCUGUAAAAAAGAAAAAAGAAAAAAGGUUGCCGGGAAGACUUCUGAAAAAAAUGCUGAUUGGUGGGUGGCAGCUACUAGGCGGUCACUAGGUCACGGCUGUCUGUCAGGGCUAACAUGGAACGAGAGGGCUCAUUUAGGAGGAUUUCGAGGAGUCUCCACAGCAAACUGAGGUUGGGAAGCGGCUCGUCCUCCAGUCUGACUGACCUCUCGCAGGCGAAAACCCAAGCAGGGGGAGGUGGGGAGAAGGGAGGAACAGCUGGGGGGCUGGCAGAGGAGUGCAGUAAAGACAAAGGGACCCAGCAGAGGCGCGCCGGGGCCAACGCCACUUGGAACAGCAUCCACAAUGCAGUCAUCUCGGUUUUCCAGAGGAAGGAUCUGGGAGAAAACGAACUCUACACUCUGAAUGAAGGUGUCAGACAGCUGCUGAAGACAGAGCUGGGCUCCUUCUUUACGGAGUACCUUCAGAACCAGCUGCUCACUAAAGGCAUGGUCAUACUGAGAGACAAGAUCCGCUUCUAUGAAGGUCAGAAGUUGUUGGACUCUCUGGCCGACACAUGGGACUUCUUCUUCUGUGAUGUUCUGUCCAUGCUGCAGGCCAUUUUCUAUCCUGUACAGGGAAAGGAGCCAUCAGUGCGUCAGCUGGCUCUGCUCCACUUCAGGAACAUCAUCGCCCUAAACCUGAAACUGGACGAAGCUCUCUCUCGACCCAGAGCCCGUGUUCCGCCUUCUAUCAUACAGAUGCUGCUAAUACUGCAGGGUGUCCAUGAAUCUAAAGGUGUAACAGACGACUACCUGCGUCUGGAGUCUCUCAUCCAGAAGGUGGUCUCUCCCUACCUGGGAACUAAUGGCUUAUAUUCCAGAGAUGGAUCCUCCAGUCUGCACUGCUCCUACUGCCUAUUAGAAAAGUGUUUGCAGCGCUCCGGGCCCUCCAAACCAGGCAACGCUCCCAUCGCCAAAAAUCCAGUGGUACGGUCUAAGAGCUACAAUGUUCCCAUGCUGACCCCUGUGGUGGAAUAUGACGUGGACUGCUCCAUAGGAGGUGGCACAGGUAUCAGACGACACUCCGUCUCUGAGAUGACUUCCUGUGUGGAGGAGAGCACCUCUGUGGCCGAAUGCACCACCAACGCCACCAGUAACGCCAGCACGUCCAGCCUCGCCCACCUCUCCCCCGCUUCCGCAGAAUUUACUGCACUUUCAGACCCUGUGACCUCCAGCCAGGACGCCCAGCCCAGAGUCGCUGACAGUCCCGUGGGUCCCCACCCUCACCGGCCGCAGCAUUGCUCCCCAGGCAUCCUUCCUGAAGCCUCCCCAUGUGAGGACGCACACGGCACAGGAUCGCUGGUGUGGGACUCCCCCUCGUCCUCCAGAGGGCUGGCUCAAGACACGAGCUCCGGUCCCAGUCCGUCGUCCAGUCUGGAGAUUACGAUGGACCACGUCCUGGAGUCUUUUGACUCAGAGCCGGAGCAAGACGGCAUCUUUCUGGACUUCUCACGACGUUGUUCUGGAGCGUCCACACACAGCAGAGACAGCAGCAGGCAGAGUGUGGCAUGACACACACAGACACACACACACAAGCCCUCUUAUCUAAGGACAUAUAAAUGUAUUAUGCAGGGACAUGUGCAAACAAUGCUGAGCCAUUACUGACAUUCCUUACACCCUUUGAUGUCCCGUGCUUUUUCCUCAGAACUCUAGAUCAUCAGGGGUUCGGUCAAACUGAAUUAUUUUUCUAUGUAUUGUUGUCUUCUAUCUCUAAAAACAAGUCUAUACUCAUGAUGACCAGUAAAUAUUUCAAUUUUGCAAUUUUUGAGGUGUGUGUCCCCAGUUGGAAACAUCAGCACUGCCCCUCUGGGAAGCUGUAAUCACUUCAAUCACUUGACUUUCAAACUAAACUAUAACCAAUAAAACUAUUGUAAAGUAGACAAGAGUGAUUAUUACAAAGGUUUUCUCCCUCAGAGGGGAUUUCUCCCUGUUUUCUCUUAUAAUUAGAAGCUUGGGGAAAAAACAAAGAACCAGUGAUGAUGACACAUU
Molecule: messenger RNA, 2210 nt
Organism: Xiphias gladius (swordfish)
Lineage: Eukaryota; Metazoa; Chordata; Actinopteri; Istiophoriformes; Xiphiidae
Product: proline-rich protein 5-like
Exons: 10
Coding region: 297-1733 (478 amino acids)
Biological process (GO): TORC2 signaling
Cellular component (GO): TORC2 complex
Source: RefSeq, a predicted model, not a curated record